AUGGCAGCGUGGACGUUGGUACUGGAGACAGCGGUGGGGUCGUCACCGUCGGCGGUGAAGACAUGUGUCCUCGUCUCCCCUCGGGCACACACGCGGCACGGCGACGCCGGCUUGGUAACUAUGGAGAAUGAGAGGCAGCAGAACAACAAGGGAGAUGAUGAGUUAAUCUACCUGCCAUUGGACGUGGAAGAAUAUGAUAUGGAUGCUCUCAUGGGAGAAGAGGACCACUUGAACAAUGAUAAGGCUACGGGUGGCGAGGAACACAACAUCAACAAUGGGUCAUCAUCCAAGCGUUCCAAACGUUUCAAUGUGGAACAGCUUCAACAACUUGAAUCUUCGUUCCAAGAGUGUACACACCCAGAUGAUGCAAUGCGUCGGGAACUGGCUGCCAGGGUUGGCAUAGAAACAAGGCAGGUCAAGUUUUGGUUUCAAAACCGACGCACUCAGACGAAGGUGAAAUCCUAUGCAACUGAGAACAACAAAUUCCGGCAACAAAAUGCUGAUCUGCUCGCAGAGAACAUGGAACUCCAUAAAGAAUUGACAUGCAGCAGAUGUCGCGACCCAACAGCAGAGAAAUGGCAGCUGCUGGAUGAAAAUGCCAAGCUCAAGGAAAUGUGCCAGCGCGCCAAUGCAGAUCUGACCAAGCUCAUACAGGCGGCGGAUCGUCCUCCCUCUGUGACACCGGAGGAUCUGGCAUUAGUUACUUCCAUGAACCCAUUGUCCAGCAAUGUUGGUAACAGUAGCAGUAGCACCAAUAACCUGCAGGUUACACUUCUCUCAUAUGCUGAAUGUGCUAUCAAAGAGUUUGAUAUUCUAGCAAGGAACGGUCCCCCAUUGUGGCUGCCUAUCAUCGGUGGCAAUAUGCUCAACAUCCAGGAGUACACCCGCCUGAGAUUCCCAAGAUUACAUGGGAUCUGCCCACAGGGCUUUGUUGUGGAGGCCACCAGGGACACUGCCUUAGUCAGGGGAACAGCGUCAGACCUCUUAGGCAUCCUCACUAACGUGCCACGCUGGUUCGAGACGUUCCCUGGAAUUGUAGCAGCUGUACGGGACUACCACAACGUCUCUAGUGGCAUUUUUGGUUCAGGCAAUGGGCUAAUUCAGGAGAUAAAUGUAGAUCUGUCGGUGGAGUCACCAUGCCCACCACUUCGCAGCAUGAAAUUUUUGAGGAUUAGCAUGCAGACUGCAAAUGGGGACUUUGCUGUAGUGGACGUGUCCAUCAAUGGUGUUCAUGAACAAGAAGCAGGCAGCAAAAAUAAGCACACGAGCUGCAGGUUGCUGCCCUCUGGUUGUCUCAUUCAAGACAUGGGUGAUGGCCAUUGUCAGGUAACAUGGAUUGUCCAUGCGGAGUACAAUGAGACCAUUGUGCCACCAAUCUUUCGACAAUUCUUUGGGUCUGGGCAGGCCUUCGGCGCAAGCCGUUGGCUUGCAUCACUGAAGAGGCACUGUGAGUACAAGGCUGUUAUGCAUUCCAGCCAAGUUCCAACCGGUGGUGGAUUAGGGGUGGUCACCAUAUCUGCUCUGGGUAGAUGGAACCUCUUAGAUCUGGCACAGCGGAUGAUGGCGAUCUUUUACAAGACUACGUCUGCGAUGGCCACUGUGGAACCGGGCACCAUUGUUACCAUGUUCGGUGGCCGCAGGGGCUCUGCCGGCGAGAUGGUUGAGCCAGCCGUGCGCAUGGAACACCUCCAGAGCAUGUUUUCAACUACCUAUGCAAUGGGCAACGCCGUGGUGACUAAUGCAGCUAACAACACCGCGCUGCUCCUGCAACAGGAAAGCAUCGAUGUCUCAUGCGCACUAGUUGUGUUCAGCCUUGUUGAAAAGACCAUGAUUCAUUCCAUCAUGGGUGGUGGCCACAGCACUUCAAGCUUUGUCCUCCUGCCAUCUGGAUUCGCCAUCCUCCCAGAUGGCCAUGGCAGGCCUCACCAUGCUGCUGCCAACUCCUCCAGUAGUGCUCUUGCCGGACCAAACAACAGAACUCCUCCAGGAUGUCUUCUUACUGCAGCCUACCAGGUACAGGUGUCAUUCAAUAAUCUUGGUCACCCAGAUGUACAGGGGACCUUUGAGGAUGCUGGAAUGCGGAUCUGCCAAGCGAUAAAGAAGAUCAUGGCUGCCGUUGGAACGGAUCUUGUUGUCCCAGCCUAAUGUGCGCUUUAUUUGUCAGCCAAGCACACUGAGUGGUACCAUUUGGGUCAAGGUGGAGCAAAUUUUGCUCUAGUUUCUACAAGGGCUUUGUUUCUGAAAGACCUACCCGUGACUUUUGUAUCGUUUAAAUUAGUUUGUCAAGAUUUGAGAACCAU
This is a messenger RNA of Sorghum bicolor (sorghum), 2300 nucleotides long. Its product is annotated as homeobox-leucine zipper protein ROC6. Gene Ontology annotation, biological process: regulation of DNA-templated transcription. Lineage: Eukaryota; Viridiplantae; Streptophyta; Magnoliopsida; Poales; Poaceae. The coding region runs from base 1 to 2145 and encodes 714 amino acids. The transcript has 10 exons. The record is from RefSeq and is a predicted model, not a curated record. Gene Ontology annotation, molecular function: DNA binding; DNA-binding transcription factor activity, RNA polymerase II-specific; lipid binding.